ACUUUCCAUUCACGUUUAGUAUCGGUUUCCGAAGCUAUAACAAAUCCUCCAUCUUCUAAUCCAAAUCUUUUGAUAAUUGAUACUAUAUCAUUUGCAAUUCCUCCAACAAGCCUACACAAAAGUCAAAAUCUAUGACCUGCUAUCUAGAACUCAAACACUUCCGACUCAUUUAUACACUAAGCUCUCCAAUUACUACGGCAUCACUAGCCAUGCAUAAUCUAACCACAGACUCCUCCAUGAACGUCCAAAACCUACUACCAGACACCGCAUUACCAGCCGCUUCUAUCCAUACUCCGCCUCCAACCCCAAAAGAAACCAUAACCCAAAUAACCGAAACAAACCGCAUCAAAAAAUGUCCGAAUUCCAAACCGACGAGUGACGACAAAAACCCAAAAGCUCCUCAUCGACCACCAGCAUACACCUCCUUCAGCACCUUCGGCCUAGAAGAACCCGAAGAUCCUAAAAGCCUAGAAACUCCCAGAAAGGAAAAUCCAGCUCUUGUUGCCUCUGCUCCUCCUACAGCUAUGGAACAAAUUAAAAAUGUCUUGGGUUUGGAGCAACCUCAAAAGUAAGGAAUCUUGAGUCCGAACCUGUGAUUUUUCGGUAUGGAUUACGUAUCUAAUAAAGGGUGUUUUCAGGCGCUGACUUUUGUAUAGGGGAGUGGUAUAUUUGUGGGAGUUGUGUGUGAGUAUUUAUCGUUUGGUAAUGAGGCGAGA
This is a messenger RNA of Sclerotinia trifoliorum, 716 nucleotides long. NCBI's taxonomy places the organism in Eukaryota, Fungi, Ascomycota, Leotiomycetes, Helotiales, Sclerotiniaceae. The record is from the annotation of a GenBank genome assembly.